Messenger RNA from Ictalurus furcatus (blue catfish), 4334 nucleotides. It is a transcript of the gene cracr2ab, whose product is annotated as calcium release activated channel regulator 2Ab. The record is from RefSeq and is a predicted model, not a curated record. NCBI's taxonomy places the organism in Eukaryota, Metazoa, Chordata, Actinopteri, Siluriformes, Ictaluridae. Gene Ontology annotation, molecular function: GTPase activity; GTP binding; calcium ion binding. Bases 1454 to 3628 code for a protein of 724 amino acids. The transcript is spliced from 17 exons.
AAUCUGUUAAACUAUGUAAAAAAAAAAAAAAAAAAACCCUUAACAUUUCAACUUAGGCAUAUAGAUCAAUGGUUCCAAACCCAGCUGAAAAAAAACAAACAAACAAUAGAAGCCAUCAUAUAAUUUGUAAUGGGUUUAAUGUUAUAAUGGGAAUUGUAUAGGUUUUAAUGGAAUGUGUAAUGGUCCCUGUGGAUCUCUACUGGUAAUUUGUUGCCUUCUAUUUGUGGCAUGUUAUGUCUAAUGGAUACCUUUAAGGAGCUACGUCCUUAAAGGGAUAGUUCACCCAAAAAUGAAAAUUCUGUCAUCAAUUAUUCAGCCUAAUGUCGUUCCAAACCAUUAAGACUUUUGUUCAUCUUCAGACUACAAAUGAAGACGUUUUUAAUGAAACUUGGGAGAUUUCUGUCCCUCUGUUUACAGUCCAGUAACUAAAACUUUCAAGCUCCAAAAAGUUCAUAAAGUCAUUGUAAAAGUAAUCCAUGUGACUCCAGUGGUUUAAUCCCAAGUUUCUGAAGCCAUACGAAUACUGUACCUGCUGCACUAAAUAAAAUGAAUAGUAGAAUAUAAUAGUGAAUCAGCCCCCCUGUUAGAGGUGGUAGUAUAGCUGUUCUGACAGGCUGGUUAGUGCAAGAGUUUGCGAUUUAGGACUUGGCCUUUAUCAUGAUUCAUGGAAAGAACUGACGCGGUGGGUUUUCGUCACUAUGGAAACCGCGAUGCACAGACCGCGAGCACAACUGCUGCCCUUGCUCAAUUGUAGCGGCUGAUCGCCGUCACUGACAGUAAACUGUAAUAAGUAAUAAAACGAGACAAAAUGCCAUGGGAUACUUAUAGUUUCUUUAAGUUGUGUGUUCCUUUUUUUGUAGACAAAUAGAUUUUUUUUUUUGUAGUAUUUAUUUUUUUAUAUUCACUUUAAAUUGUAAUAGGAUAAGUUUUACCUUGUGUUAAGGCAGAAUUAAACCUUUCCAUUUCAGUACUCUGAGGUGACAGAGCUGUAGGCUAUUGAAGUACAUUUCCUAGUUUCUGUUAUAUAAUUAGAUCUGAUAUUAAAAAAAAAAAACUGUGUAAGAAAUACAAAAUGUACAAAAUGUUAUAUUUCACUUAACUUUCAAAACCUGCCUUAGUGAGAUGUCUUUUUUUUUUUAAUGUGCCAUUCAGCUAAAGCAUCUAUUAACUCUUUCAGCUGUUAGCCUUCCCUUUAAAUGAGUCCACCCACUGUUUUUUUUUUUUGGUCUUUCAUAGUCUCUCAGCUUUCGUCAGAUAUAACAGGAAAUUUAGCAGCUUCAGACCACACAAGCCUCUUCCUGUUGCCCCCCUCUAUGAUGAGGUAGGACGUUCACGAAAAAAGUACGAAAGAGAAGUGGAGCAAAUUGAGAAACCGGAUUCCUUUGCUGUGGAUUAUAUCAACUUUCUAUUAUGACAUCUCACAUUAACAGACGUGGAUUAGGGAGUGGGAAGUAUGUCUGAAUUCCUACAUCACCAAAACAUGAAAGUCGUCUACAAAAGUUCAGAUAAUGAAGAUAGACAGCCAGAGCCUGAGAUGAUGGAGGGUGUGGAGAGAAGGGGAUCAGGCCUGGUACCUGCUUCACUGCUGGAGAAGAUCGAUGAAUUCUUCCAGAUCUGUGACAGUGAGGACAAGGGUUACAUCACGCCCACUGAUAUGAGGAGGUUGAACAAAGAACUACCACUCAGUGCAGACGAACUGGAGAAUGUCUUUGACUCAUUAGACUUGGACAGAAACGGCCGCCUUACUCUAGAAGAGUUCUCCUCUGGAUUCAGUAAAUUUCUGCAGGGACGUAGAAUGAGUCAGGUGGAGGAUCAGCUCUCAGGUCUCUCACAGGACUUUCCGGAAGCUCUAUAUCAGAAUGAGCCACAGGAUUAUGAGGAAGAAGGACACUUCAGCACGCUGAUGGAAAGCUUAGGCGCCAGCAAUAUCUUUGAAGAUCCCAGUGAAGUGCACACUCUGUGGACUCAGCUAAGGAAAGACGAGCCUCAUCUCCUGUACAACUUUGAAGAUUUCCUGGCUCGAGUCACAUCCCAGAUCAGAGUGGCCCAACAAGAGAAGAGGGAGAUGGAAAGUGCCUUGAGAAAGAAAGCUGCAACACACAAUGGUGAAAUCCAGCAGUUGUACGAGGAAAUGGAGCAACAGAUAAAAAAUGAGAAAGAUCGGCUGAGUCACAAGGACUUCAGAAGUCAGGAUCUGCAACAGCAGUUGAGCAGCAAAGAGCAAGAACUUGAGUGGCUCUUCCUCAAACAGAGAAGGUUGGAGCAACAGUGUCAAGAGCUGCACAGUGAACACCAGGAGAGUCAGGUGGAGAACAUAAAACUGAAAAUGACCAAUCAGGAACUCUCACGUGAGCUGGAACACACCUGCCAUGAGCUGUCAUUGGCUCAAAAGCAACUGGCCAAACUGCAGGAGCAAGGCUUGAGACUGCAGCAAGAAAAAAACAUGGAGGUGUACAGAAUCACAGAGAGACUGCAGAAAGAGAAACAAAACCUAGUUAAUCAGUUAGACCUGCUCAGAGAAAUGAAUAAACAUCUAAGAGAUGAAAAAGACUCUUUGAAAUGCAGCAGCUUGUUAAAGAAAGCCAUUCUUGAACAGGAUCCAGCCUCAACCUUAACUGUUCAUUCUGACAGAAAGCAGGCUACAGAAAGCGAGAUUGGUACAGAAGUGACUCAGCACCCUAACAGGAAGACCUCAUCUUGUAGCUCUAGCCCACACUCUGCCUCCAGAGAUGAUGGGAUGAUGAGAGCGGCCAAGCAUACUGCGAGUGCAGGUAGGGACUCAGUGAGUGAGAACCCAGACCCCAAUGUAGUGGAUCCUCCACCAUUCCACAGGGUUAUCUCCAUCGAGGAGGACCACCUCCCACACCUGCUAGAAGGAGAACCCUAUCCUGUCUUCCACCAGAUGAAUGAGGAAGAAGGGGCUCUGAUUGAUCUGCAGAUGAGCCCCAUGUAUUUCUCAAGCAUGUCUGCAAACAUGGCCUUUGUGACCAGGGGACAGCCGGUGGGCAAGGAGACUUUGCAGAAGGGUCCAGUGGAGAGUUCUAUUACCACCCCACAGCGCCUCUAUAAAGUAAUUCUUGUGGGCAACUCAAAUGUGGGUAAAACUGCUUUACUGCACCGUUUCUGUGAUGGUCAUUUCCACACAGACACUACAGCUACUGUGGGCAUUGACUUCAGUGUUCGGACUCUGAAUCUGGGGGACAGUCAUGUAGCUCUGCAGUUGUGGGACACUGCAGGACAAGAGAGAUUUCGCAGCAUCACCAAGCAGUUUUUCCGCAAGGCUGAUGGUGUGGUGGUGACCUAUGACAUCACUCUGUGUGACAGCUUUAAGUCUGUGCGCUCCUGGCUGGUGAGCAUACAGGAAACAGUCGGGGGCCCAGUUCCCAUCAUGCUUCUGGGCAACAAAUCAGACAGGGAGAGUAUGAGACAGGUGGCGACUGGGGAAGGGGAAAGGCUUGCUAAGGAAGCAGGUUUGUUGUUCUACGAGUGCAGUGCAUAUACAGGCUCCAAUGUGCUAGAGGCCAUGGUACACCUAGCCAGAGUGCUAAAGGAGCAGGAGGACAGAGUUUGGGAGCGCACAGUACAGCUGGUGGAUCCGCCAGUGAAGAAGAAAACCUGCUGCAUGUGACCACACACAUACACAUACACACACACACACACACACACACACACACUCAUACAUGGAGAGAGGUAUAUUAAAUGCAUAGCAUAUGAGAAUGAGUGUUGGAGGUGAACAGCUAAGCUGUAAUUAGGAAACGUUAUCUGAAACGACUCCGUCUCUUCUGCUCUGCACUUUCAUUAUGUUGUUGUUGCUGGUUUUAAUCUUUCUUUCUUUAUUUAUUUAUCUUUAUUUCUUGCUUUAUAAAGCACUUUCAACACAACUCAUGGUUGAUUCAAAGUGCUGUAGAAUACAAUUUAAAUCUAAGAAAAUAGAAAAACAAUACAAAGGAAAACAAAACAACAGACUGACCAAAUAUAAUUAAAUUAAUAAACUGACAGAAAUGUUAUUCACUCAGGUCUAUGGACUCAUGUGACAGUAAACGGUAGAAUAAUCUAGUGAGAUGUAUACAGUUGAUUCUGCAUUCUGUACUGCAGGUUCUACACCUACCCUCAUUACAAGCAUGAAUGCCAUGUAUCAGCCUUGGUUAAUAAGCAUAAAAAAGCAUGAGUAGGCAUGAAAGUAACAGACUAACACUCCUACUAAGAUUCUCUGUCUAUUUUUGGAAGUAAAAUAUUUGAGGUGUAAAUUCUUAACUAUGUACUAAAUUAUUAGUUAUGUACAUAUAUAUUUUAAUAUAUUUUAUAUACAAUUUGUUAUACACUAUGUAUAGAAU